AAUUGGCAAUUGGAUUAGGAGUAGGAGGAGGAAUUUUUCUUACUAUUCUGGUUUCAAUAGGAGUUUACUUUUUCAAGAGACACAAACAUACUUCUAUUCUCAAAAUAUCCGGAUCUACUUCAAUAAUUUAG
Molecule: messenger RNA, 131 nt
Organism: Diversispora eburnea
Lineage: Eukaryota; Fungi; Glomeromycota; Glomeromycetes; Diversisporales; Diversisporaceae
Source: the annotation of a GenBank genome assembly